AUGGCCAGCGAUUCUCUGCAAUUGCUCGGCGACAUUCACUACAAUGUUUGUCCGCUUGACGACCGCAUCGAAAGAGGCGAUUCGGCAGCGGAUGAAUCUUCCGCUUCUUCUUCUCAAUGCAUCAAGUUCUUGAUCAUUAUCACCGCCAAAUUUACUCGUCCCGUAAUCGAUUCAGAAGAAGAAGAAGAAGAAAGUCUAUUUCCUUGCACAGAAGGCCGCUCCAUCAGGUUUCGUCGCGAAUUUUCUUCGCCGCUCAACGCGUUGACGAGAGACGCCGUAGCCAAGAUGCUCUCCGACGUACACGUUCCGAGUCUCCAAUCUAUUGUCGGUGAGAUUCUCGAGACCGGCCGUGUAAUGGUGGAUGACAGACCGCAACAUGAUCCGAGGUACUUUCUUCGUAUGAAUGUGGAAAUCGAUGCUUUUGUAGAUGAAUUGCCUGUCCCUUCUGAAGAUGAUGACGCGAUGGAAAUCGACGGUGAUGAUGAUGGUGAUGAUGAUGAUUCUUUACCUAAUUUUAAUGGCGAUGACGAUUCCGUUGUUAGGUUUGUGCCGGCGAGUAAAAAAUCGAUUCAGGGUUUGCAGAAAGUGAGGAUGGAGAUUUCGGAGAAACCGGCGACUUGUCCGGUUUGUUUGGAAGAUGUUUUGGUUGGUUCGGAAGUGACAAGAUUGCCAUGUUUCCACUCUUAUCAUGGAGAGUGCAUUGUCAAGUGGUUGCAGAACAGCAAGUUUUGUCCGUUGUGCCGAUUUGAAAUGCCUAGUCUAAUUUUAUUGUCUAAGAUAUCAUAA
Molecule: messenger RNA, 786 nt
Organism: Morus notabilis
Lineage: Eukaryota; Viridiplantae; Streptophyta; Magnoliopsida; Rosales; Moraceae
Product: E3 ubiquitin-protein ligase AIP2
Exons: 1
Coding region: 1-786 (261 amino acids)
Source: RefSeq, a predicted model, not a curated record